Messenger RNA from Torulaspora globosa, 1305 nucleotides. RefSeq names its product mRNA splicing protein PRP46 (gene PRP46). Gene Ontology annotation, cellular component: Prp19 complex; catalytic step 2 spliceosome; precatalytic spliceosome. NCBI's taxonomy places the organism in Eukaryota, Fungi, Ascomycota, Saccharomycetes, Saccharomycetales, Saccharomycetaceae. Bases 1 to 1305 code for a protein of 434 amino acids. Gene Ontology annotation, molecular function: protein binding. Gene Ontology annotation, biological process: mRNA splicing, via spliceosome. The transcript has a single exon. The record is from RefSeq and is a predicted model, not a curated record.
AUGGGCACUCACGAUGAACCGAGCUAUCUUGAUGAAGCAGAUGAGGUGUAUGUUAGAGCAAGAUGGCGUAACCAAUUCUCGAAUAUGGCGAAUCUACCGUCACAUUUGCAAGCAAAAAUAGACAACCGUAAAGGUGUGCUAGAAAGGUAUGACCAAGGGACUCGGGAAAAUGGGCACAGUCUUGAUAGUCAAGCGGUUGUGAAGCUCGAUAAGGAUCUUGCUGGAGCUGGCAACAGGCUCAUAAGACAAGUCUACAGCGGAGACCGCGUCGAACAUUCGCUAUUGGGCAGACAAGAACGAUUAAUAUCGCAGAGGCCUUCCUGGCAUGCGCCUUGGGCGCUUGCCAGGGUAAUUAACGGACAUGUUGGGUGGGUCAGAUGCAUUGAGGUGGAACCAGUGGACAACGAAUGGUUCGCUACUGGUAGUGACGAUACGACUGUGAAGGUUUGGGACUUGGCGUCUGGCAGACUGAAACUGACGCUUUCUGGCCACGUAAUGGCGGUGAGAGAUUUAGCCAUCUCGGAGCGACAUCCAUACCUAUUUUCGGCAAGCGAGGACAAGACGGUCAAAUGUUGGGACUUGGAGAAAAAUAUGGCGAUUAGAAACUACCAUGGCCAUCUUUCCGGUGUCCACACGGUUGCUGUGCAUCCCACUUUAGAUCUAGUCGUAUCGGCGGGCCGAGACAGUGUGAUCAAACUGUGGGAUAUCCGAACAAGGCUGCCCGUUAUGAAUCUGGUUGGCCAUAAGGGCCCCAUCAACAAGAUUCGCUGUCUGCCGGUCGACCCACAGGUAGUGAGCUGCUCCACGGACGCCACCAUUCGAGCAUGGGAUAUUGCGGCCGCCAAGUGCGUCAAAAUCCUAACUCACCACAAGCGAUCCGUUAGAGACCUGGCGCUCCAUCCGUCUGAAUUCUCGAUGGUCUCCGCCUGCACUGACGAUAUAAGGUCCUGGAAACUACCUGAAGGCCUUUUACUCACUAAUUUCGAGUCUGCAAACACUGGCAUUAUCAACGCGCUAAGCGUCAACCACGAUGAUGUGCUAUUCGCUGGCGGCGACGACGGCACCUUGUCGUUUUACGACUAUAAAUCAGGUCACAAGUAUCAAUCAGUAAGGACCAAACAGGUUCCAGGAUCUUCGGAGAGUGAGCGCGGAAUUUUGUGCAGUAGCUUUGACCGAACCGGUCUGCGAUUAAUCACAGGCGAGACGGACAGAAGCAUAAAGAUCUGGAAGCAGAACCCUGAUGCUACUCCAGAGACACACCCAGGCAUCCCAUGGAACCCAUUACUGGCCUCCCAGAGGUUUUAA